GAAAUUGCUUCAUCCAGAAUAUAAGAGCGAGGGCCAAAGAUUCUCUGUCUCUCUUUGCAUUCAUCUCAGUAACGACUACAUUGGGAAAUGGCCACUGCAGGAAAGGUGAUCAAAUGUCGGGCUGCCGUUGCCUGGGAGCCCAAUGCUCUCCUGAUGAUGGAGGAAAUAGAAGUCGCCCCACCUCAAGAAGGAGAAAUACGAAUCAAGGUUGUAGCUACAGGUGUGUGUCACACUGACCUCUACCACCUGUUUGAAGGGAAGGACAAGCGAGGUUUUCCCACUGUCUUGGGACAUGAGGGCGCUGGUGUGGUGGAGAGUGUUGGACCUGGAGUCACUGAUUUCAAACCAGGUGAUAAGGUCAUUCCACUCUUCAUCUCUCAGUGUGGAGAAUGCAGAUUCUGCAAGUGCCCAAAAACAAACCUGUGUGAUCGCAGCUGGACAAGUAAUUAUCAUAACAUCAUGUCUGAUCCCACAACACGUUUUACUUGCCGUGGUCAGCCCAUCUUGCAGUUCAUGGGCACCAGUACCUUCUCUGAGUACACCGUCAUGAACCAGAUAGCUGUGGCAAAGAUUCAUGAUGAUGCUCCACUCGACCGCGUGUGUCUGCUCGGCUGUGGCAUCGCUACUGGUUAUGGAGCUGCUGUCAACACAGCUGGGGUUACACCAGGCUCUGUGUGUGCAGUGUUUGGACUGGGUGCAGUAGGUCUGGCUGCCGUCAUGGGCUGUAAAAACGCCGGAGCCUCUCGCAUCUUUGCUGUGGAUAUUAAUGAACAGAAGUUUGAGAAGGCAAAGGUCUUUGGUGCCACCGAUUUUCUGAAUCCAAAAGCAUAUAAUAAACCAAUCUCUGAAGUACUGGCAGAAAUGACCAAUGGAGGAGUGGACUUCUCACUCGAGUGUGUGGGAAACACUGAAGUAAUGAGGAGCGCACUGGAGUCGUGUGUUAAAGGUUGGGGUGUGAGUGUUAUGGUUGGAUGGACUGAUGUGAAGGACUUUUCUGCACGACCAAUUCAGCUCAUAUCUGGAAAAACCUGGAAAGGAUCUCUGUUUGGUGGUUUUAAGAGCAAGGACUCUGUUCCAAAACUGGUUCAAGACUACAUGUCCGGCAAAAUAAAGCUUGACGAGUUUAUAACAAACAAAAUGAGUCUGGAGCAGGUCAACGAUGCCAUCAACCUCAUGAAGACUGGAGAAUGCAUUCGGUCCAUCUUGAAUAUAUCCAAAUGAGAAGCAAAUUAUCUUCACCCAAUCAUAUUCUAGGCCAUGGUUAUAUUCCCUUCAUUCUCUUCUCACUCUUUGCAGUAUUUGAGUAACAGCUGGGUAACCAGCUUCAAGAAAGAGCUUCAAGGAUUCUCUUAAAUAGCAUUUUCCAGCCCUCAGCUUUAUGAAGUGAGUCACAAGUGCAUGUAAACGUUAAUGUUUAGCAUCAUAAACUUCUAUUCAUCUGCAAGGCAAAAUAGUUCUGAGAAGUUUUGCAAGAAAAUGUUAUCUGUGGCAAAUAAACAAGAGAAAAGCAUGUAAAUCA
Molecule: messenger RNA, 1519 nt
Organism: Rhinichthys klamathensis goyatoka
Lineage: Eukaryota; Metazoa; Chordata; Actinopteri; Cypriniformes; Leuciscidae
Product: alcohol dehydrogenase 1-like
Exons: 9
Coding region: 88-1221 (377 amino acids)
Biological process (GO): formaldehyde catabolic process
Cellular component (GO): cytosol
Molecular function (GO): zinc ion binding; S-(hydroxymethyl)glutathione dehydrogenase [NAD(P)+] activity
Source: RefSeq, a predicted model, not a curated record